AUUAGCGCAGAGCCGGCUCAGUGCUAGGCUGUGUGUGAGGGAUAGCACUUCGUCAGCCCGCUGGGGAAAACUAUCAAGAAGUCUCAAGAGGUCACUGCCAGGAUGCCUAAAGUCAAAGCUGCAGCCGCGGGAUCGAAGACCGACGCCAAGAUGGUGGCCUUCGCGGAGAAGGUGUUUGCAUCGGUAGUUGGAGAUGAGGAAACCCGGGAGGAGAUCUCCAUCUUCGACGUGUCUGAGGACUGUCCCAUCAUCCACCACGCGAGGAGUGACCAGCUACUGCUGGAGACGAAAGAGAGCACAGAGAAGAGGAAGAAGCGUGCGUACCAGGCCCAAACCAUGGCGGUCGCCAUGAGUGAGAAGCAAAGCCUGAUCUCCAUCCAGGAGAGUGAAGUCGGCGUACCCACCUACCAGGAUGUGCCAGCAUUCCAGCGCGUUGCCAUCCUCGGAGACUACGCCUCAGGGAUGACCGUGGAGGACUUUGAGCUGGUGUGUAACGGACUGUACCGUGCGCUGACUAUCCGUGAGAAGUACAUGAGACUGUCCUAUCAGCGCUUCCCCUCCACAGCCUCCAAAUACCUGCGUGCCAUCGAGGGGGAGACCUGGAAGAGUGAGGACCAGGUGCAGCCAGUGUUCACCUCUCCACCGAAGCCAGGCGAGAACCCUCUUUCGCUUGAUGGUCUACCUGAGAACCUUGGCUACCACGCCCGCAUGAAGGACGGAGUGAUCUAUGUCUACCCCAGCAAGGAAGCAGCAGGCAAGAACCAGCCUAAAGACCUGUCCUACCCCGACUACGAGACCUUCAUCGACGACAUGAACUUCCUCAUCGCUCUCAUCGCACAGGGACCCACUAAGACCUACACCCACCACCGGCUGAAGUUUCUGCAGUCCAAGUUCAACGUGCAUGAGAUGCUGAACGAGACGGAAGAGAUGAAGGAGGUGAAAAACAACCCUCACAGAGACUUUUACAACUGCAGGAAGGUGGACACUCACAUCCACGCAGCAGCCUGCAUGAACCAGAAACACCUGCUGCGCUUCAUCAAGAAGUCGUACCGAGUGGACGCGGACCGGGUCGUGCACGACGCCAAGGGCAGCAAGAUGACUCUGAAGGAGCUCUUCGCAUCUCUCAAGCUGCACCCCUACGACCUCACUGUGGACUCGCUCGACGUCCACGCCGGCAGGCAGACCUUCCAGCGCUUCGACAAAUUCAACGCCAAGUACAACCCAGUGGGGGCGAGCGAGCUGCGCGAUUUGUACAUGAAGACAGAGAACUACAUCGACGGGGAGUACUUCGCCACCAUCAUCAAGGAAGUGGGCUCCGACCUGGAGGAUUCCAGGUACCAGUAUGCGGAGCCCCGCCUGUCCAUCUACGGGCGCUCUCCCAAGGAGUGGACCAACCUGGCCAACUGGUUCACCAAGCACCAGGUCUACUCUCCUAACCUGAAGUGGAUGAUCCAGGUCCCCAGAAUCUAUGACAUUUUCAGAUCCAAGAACUUUGUCCCACAUUUUGGGAAAAUGCUGGAGAACAUUUUCCUGCCUGCUUUCGAAGCCACUAUCAACCCCCAGAGCAACAAGGAGCUGAGCGUGCUGCUGAAACACGUGACAGGGUUCGACAGCGUGGACGACGAGUCCAAACACAGCGGCCACAUGUUCUGCACCAAGAGCCCCAAGCCCGAGGAGUGGACCGCUGAGAAGAACCCGUCCUACACCUACUACAUCUACUACAUGUACGCCAACAUCAUGGUGCUGAACCAGCUGCGCAAGGAGCGCGGGAUGAACACUUUCCAGUUCCGUCCUCACUGUGGAGAGGCGGGGGCCGUCACUCACCUACUCGCCGCCUUCAUGACGGCCGACAACAUCUCUCACGGGCUCAACCUCAAGAAGAGCCCGGUGCUGCAGUACCUGUACUUCCUGGCACAGAUCCCCAUCGCCAUGUCUCCUCUCAGCAACAACAGCCUCUUUCUGGAGUACGCCAAGAACCCCCUGCGGGAGUUUCACCAGAAGGGUCUGGUCAUCUCCCUCUCCACCGAUGACCCCAUGCAGUUCCACUACACCAAGGAGCCCCUCAUGGAGGAGUACGCUAUCGCUGCCCAGGUGUUCAAGCUGUCUACCUGCGACAUGUGUGAGAUCUCCAAGAACAGCGUGCUGCAGAGCGGACUCUCCAUGGAGGAGAAGACACAUUUCUUGGGGCCGAACUUCCUGAAGGAGGGUCCCGAGGGGAACGACAUCCGCAAGACCAACGUGGCUCAGAUCCGCAUGGCCUACCGCUACGAGACCAUCUGCUACGAAUUCAACCUCAUCAAGGAGGAGCUCAAAUCAUCCGACUGAACCAGCAGCCCGGAAGAGAUCCCCUUUACCCUUCACCAGCUUCAGCCUUAAAACUCUGAAAACUCAAUAAAGGAUCGUCAAUUAAUAUUGCACCUGCACAGGCAUCAUACCCAUGUGCAUGCACAGAUGGAUUCAAAUAAAGUGCCUCCUUUUCAUCAAACAAA
Acipenser ruthenus (sterlet) is the source of this 2489-nucleotide messenger RNA. RefSeq names its product AMP deaminase 1-like. The record is from RefSeq and is a predicted model, not a curated record. Lineage: Eukaryota; Metazoa; Chordata; Actinopteri; Acipenseriformes; Acipenseridae. The transcript is spliced from 16 exons. Gene Ontology annotation, cellular component: cytosol. Bases 103 to 2325 code for a protein of 740 amino acids. Gene Ontology annotation, molecular function: AMP deaminase activity. Gene Ontology annotation, biological process: IMP salvage; AMP metabolic process.